CUUUGUCUUGUACGCGCUGGCACUGUCAUAUCUACUCGUUGCAUAAGGAAAGUAGACCGUAAUAGAGUGCCACCGGAGUCUACCUAACGACAGGGCCAUUGGAUAGUGGCAUCGUUGGCAUCUGGAGCCAUACCCGGAGAGAGUGUCAUGGGAGACAGCGGAAACCGUAAGCCCAGGGCCCUUCCUCCCGUGCCCAUACCCCUGCCGGAUUACGGACGUCCGAAUGUCCCCCUGCCGGAUUACGGAAGGCCGAACAUGCCCCUUCAAGAUUACGGACGUCCCAACAUACCAUGGCCGGAUUAUGGGAGACCUAACAUACCUCAUCGGGACUAUUAUGGACGGGGACGUGGGGAUCUGAAUUACAGGCAGGAUUACAGGCAGGAUUAUCCAUAUCAAAGAAGAAGUAUGGAUGAUGGGUAUGCUAGGACGGGGUAUGCUCCGGGGUAUGACUAUGAGGAAAAUGGUAUGGCUUCGAGAGGCGAUUUGAGAGGACCUGGAGAGGGAUAUAGAAGGUCUGUUUCGGACGCAGGAUAUGAUAGGCCUGCGUCCUAUGAGGCAUAUGACAGGUCUGCGUCCUACGAGGGAUAUGACAGGUCUGCGUCCUACGAGGCAUAUGACAGGUCUGCGUCCUACGAGGCAUAUGACAGGUCUGCGUCCUACGAGGCAUAUGACAGGCCUGCAUCCUACGAGGCGUAUGACAGGUCUGCGUCCUACGAGGCAUAUGAACAGCACGGCCGAGAUGGCAGGCCCUUAUACCCAGGGCCGUCACACUACCCACAGCAUCCCAGGUCACCUGAAACCCCUAGACGACAUCCUCCUCAUGAAAGUCCGGGGUCAUCCUACUUUCCUGAAAAUCCUAAGUUAUCCUAUUUUCUUGGAAGUCCUAGGUAGCACUAUUUUCCCCGAAAGCCUUUUUGGUCAUCCCAUUUUCCUGAACAUCAUGGGUCGGCAUAUUCCUGAACGUCUUGUACCGCAAUAUUUUUUCUUCUCGUUUUUUUUCCUCAAAGACCCAAGUCACCAAGCUUUCCUGAACCCCCCCUCCCCCCAACACCCCGGGCUAUAAGGCAAGGUCCAAGGGAAAUAGAUUAUCCUGAAGAACUUACAUAGUAGUGCAUUUUGUGAAUCACUAUAAUGUGAUUUAUGAUGUAGAACAUAUGUGAUAUAUUGUACACAUAUUAGUUAGGAAGGAAUCAUAAUUAGAUGAAUAU
Messenger RNA from Penaeus indicus, 1208 nucleotides. RefSeq lists its product as uncharacterized. The transcript is spliced from 2 exons. The record is from RefSeq and is a predicted model, not a curated record. Bases 148 to 891 code for a protein of 247 amino acids. NCBI's taxonomy places the organism in Eukaryota, Metazoa, Arthropoda, Malacostraca, Decapoda, Penaeidae.